This is a messenger RNA of Drosophila sulfurigaster albostrigata, 1358 nucleotides long. RefSeq lists its product as uncharacterized. Lineage: Eukaryota; Metazoa; Arthropoda; Insecta; Diptera; Drosophilidae. The record is from RefSeq and is a predicted model, not a curated record.
GCCACACACGUAUAGAUUCAAAAUGACGUCGACAAACACACCGGAAUGGGUUAAUCAACAGCUCUUUACGGGCUUACUUAAUCAUAAUUAUAAUGAUUUUGAAACAAUCAAAAAAUUUGUAUGUACUGCGGCGAUCAGUGGAGGCGAAAACUACCUGACUGUUGUGCUGCGCAUUGAAAUUGGAAUGCAAAUGAAAGAUAAGAGUAACAAAGAGAUUAGUUACAUAUUGAAAAUUCCACUGGUAAACGAUCGUGGAGUUGAGCACGAUUUUCACGAUCUGUUUGUCACGGAAGCUGAUAUGUACGAUCGUCUAGUGCCCGAGCUGGAGAAACUAUAUGAGAAACAUGCCUCGAUCCCGGUGAAAUUUAAGCCCAAACAUCUAAAGUUCCCAGAGAAUCCACCCAGUUGCGAUUACAUAUUGAUGGAGGAUCUCCGCUCCAAGGGUUAUAGGAAUUUGGAGCGUAUGUUUGGUCUGGGACAAACAGAAAUGAAAGCCGUACUCAAAAAACUGGCUCAAUGGCAUGCUGCCUCUGCUCGCAGGGUAGCAGAUGAGGGAGACUACGAGGAGCACUACCAGAAGAGUUACAUUUGCCCCGAGCACUACAAAUGGAUCGAGCAAUCGAAUAUCACAUUCAACGUACCCUUCUUGGAAUGCAUGCAGCACUAUGAACUCGACCCUGGCCAGCAGGUUUUGAUUAGCAACUACACCUCUCGCAUGACAGAAUUGUAUAUGGAUUUUGGUCGUAUAUCUCCAACAGAUUUUUCUGUACUAAAUCACGGAGAUUUUUGGUGUAACAAUUUUCUUUUUAAAGUGAACGACGGAGAGAUUGAAGACGUCUGUUUUGUGGACUUUCAACUUCCUAAGUAUGGAACUCCAGCCCAUGAUUUAUUCAGUUUGCUUAUGACAACACCAAACAUACACAUCAAAUUGGAGCAAUUUGAUCAUUUUAUAGAGUAUUAUCACAAAGAACUCGUCAAUCAUUUAAAAUUACUCAAAUAUGAGCGUAAAAUACCACACACAAAUCUUCACAAACAUGGUCUCUGGGCAUUUGUAUGCGCUCAGCGAAUGCUGCCCGUGUCGCUUUACCCAGCUAGCUCCGAUUCGAAUAUAGAGAACUUUAUGGGAGACUCGGAUGCGGCAAUCCAAUUCAAGCGUAAUAUUCUUCUCAAUCCCAGUUAUGUUAAACAGAUGAAACUAAUAUUACCUUGGCUCAUUGAAAGAGGCUACAUUAACUGAAAUAGUGUCACAAACUACAAUCAUUCAUAGACAAACUUGUAUUACUUGCAACAUUUUUUUAAACUCAGAAAAAUUACUAAGAUAUAGCAACAAAAUAAAUUACGCACUUAUUUAAGAUGAA